Piliocolobus tephrosceles (Ugandan red Colobus) is the source of this 2985-nucleotide messenger RNA. RefSeq names its product rho guanine nucleotide exchange factor 18-like. The transcript has 4 exons. The record is from RefSeq and is a predicted model, not a curated record. NCBI's taxonomy places the organism in Eukaryota, Metazoa, Chordata, Mammalia, Primates, Cercopithecidae. Bases 266 to 1015 code for a protein of 249 amino acids.
GCACAUACCUGUAAUCCCAGCUAUUUGGGAGGCUGAGGCAGGGCGAUCAUUUGAGCCCAAGAGGCUCAAGGGCUGUGACUGUGCCACUGCACUCUAGCCUGGGUGACAGAGCAAGACUGUGUCUCUGAAAACAAACCUAUAAACCAUGGGUUGUGUGAAUGGGUGUGGACAUGAAUGUGUGAGGUGUUUGUAUAUGAGUAUGUGACAGUAUGGGUGCCACUGAGUGUCACAAGUAUGCACAUUUAACAGGGGUUGGGGACAGGCAAUGACCAGCAGCUCCUUCAGGCUGCACCUGGCUCUGUCCAGAACAGGAGAGGUCGAGGGUCUCCUGUGUAUGACCCUCGGGGGCUCUCCAGAGGCCGCACAGCAGGAACCUGGCAUUGGGAUGUAUGUGCUGUUGUCCCCCCAGGCCCAGCCCCCAAGCCACCCUCCCAGCUUCAACGGGGAAGGGCUGGAGGGGCCUCGGGUGAGCAUGCUGCUGUCCGGUGCGGGGCCAGAGUACGCAGAGCGCCCUGAGGUGGCUCGCCGGGACAGCGCCCCCACCGAGAGCCGGCUGGCCAAGAGCGAUGUGCCCAUCCAGCUGCUCAGCGCCACCAACCAGUUCCAGAGGCAGGCGGCCGUGCAGCAGCAGAUCCCCACCAAGCUGGCGGCCUCCACCAAGGGUGGCAAGGACAAGGGCGGCAAGAGCAGGGGCUCUCAGCGCUGGGAGAGCUCAGCGUCCUUCGACCUGAAGCAGCAGCUGCUGCUCAACAAGUUCAUGGGAAAAGAUGAGAGCACCUCACGGAACCGCCGCUCGCUGAGCCCCAUCCUGCCCAGCAGACACAGCCCCGCGCCGCCGCCAGAGCCUGGCUUCCCCGCCCCAAGCCCACCGCCAGCUGACAGCCCCUCUGAGGGCUUCUCUCUCAAGGCCGGGGGCACAGCCCUCCUGCCCGGGCCCCCGGCUCCCUCGCCACUGCCGGCCGCACCAGUCAGCGCCAAGGAGGACGCCAGCAAGGAAGACGUCAUCUUCUUCUGAAAGGGCCGUGACUCAAGGAAAGUUUUUAAUGGAAAGUUGAGCCAGAACUAAACCAGGGAGCUGUCUGAAAUCAUAGCGCCCCAUGCUGGUGGCGGGGAGAUCAACUCCGAGCGGUUUUUCUGAGGCAGUGAGGAACGGUGCCGGCUCUGCACGGAGCUGAGGACAGGACAGACCUCACUCUGAGAAGGAGCUGCCGGCCGGGGCCACGCUCCACGGCCACCACGCAACACUGGAGUCAGGGGUUAGGGCACCAGGAGGAGCCAGGUGGCGUCGGCAGCAUCUGUCCCCAGAAUCAGGCAGAAUCCACUUCCCAAGCAGAGACUCACGCAGGUUCACCGUGAACCUCAGGGCCGGAGAAUGAGCCAGGCACGGGGGCAUGGGCAGAGAGGGCCACGGGGCAGGGCCCACUGAGGGGAUAUCAGUGGCCCUCCAGGCAGUUCUGUGGGUUUGGAAGCCCACUGUGAAAGGGGCUGACCUUUGCCCUUUUUUACUUGGCAUUGGUUUUGAAACCAGCUGUUUCCCAAACUCUGCUUCCCGAGGUCACCCAUUGCUGUUCACACGCGAGGUCUGUCUGGGCAGCCGGGUCUCUAGCUUCAGCCAGGGCACAUACACACCCCAGACGCAGGGUCCUCAGCCCCCGGGAAAUGAGCUCCUGGGGCUGGCACCCCACCUUCCAGGCAGCGCUGGCACAUCACGGACUGUCGAGAGCGCCACGUCCCAGGGCGUGUGGAGGAAGCACCUAGAGACAUUGCAGCGAGUGGCCAAGUGGCCGCUGUGCGGGCCCCUCGCUUGUAGUGAGCUGUUGCAGCUCAUGGCCCCUUCCCUGGAGGAGUGGAGGAAGGAGUGUUGGGCAGUGUCGAAGGUGCUGGGACGUCCCAUGGCGGCAAUCCCGGGAUGGUGAGAUCCAUCCAUGAUCCAGCUCCAGUGGAGGAGGAGGCACAUUUCAAGCCUUGUUCUGCACCCCAAGCAUUAGUGGCAGGACUGGGUCCUGGCUGGUCAUCCUUGUUCCCAGUGGGGUACACGUGAGCCCCCGCCAGGGCCAAGUCCUUCUCCUGAACCCCGGUCCUGGGAACCGCAUAUCCCGGGGGGAUUCUCCCGCUGUGCUGGCAGAGCAGCACUGUGACAGUCCUGUGACCCUGAAUACAGUGAACAGGGACAUUCCCGCCUCGGGGACAGACGGGCACAGGGGAUGGGAAACUCCAUCAGGAAGUGCUCCCCUGGGCAGAGGCGCCCACUGGGUGCUGUGGGCUCAGGAGGGGACGGGGCAGGCGCUGGUGCCAACCAGGACCAGAGCCCCACAGCCAUACAGCCCAUCGGUGACAAGGUCCUGAGAACAGUGAGUGGCCAGGCGUCCCAAGACUCCUGGCCCCUCCGACGACCUCGACUCCACCCAGCCCAGUCGUUGGCGAUCAGCGAGGCUCUCCGCCCCCGUCAGAUCCCAUGUGUGCCAUGUGUAUCAUCAGUGUUUUGUAUUUUUGUACUGAGUAUCGGAGCACUUUACAAACGCUGACUGUACAUUCCUGUUCUGUUGUGAAGAGAACAUUGCCAGACCCUCGCACCCUCCUGAGCCGGCAUGUGCUGGUCCAGCCCUCCGAGACGCCACCAUUCCUUGGACGGGGGAGAAGUUCAAGGAAUUUCUGCUCAGCCACCCGGUGGGAACCCUGCGUCCCCGCCACAUGGCCGAGGGGUCUCAGUCGUGCUAGGCAUGGGGCGGCGGCAUUGACAGCCCUUCCCUCGCCAGUGCCCCUCGGCCACUCCUGGGUUGGAGCCCGAUUUUAUUUGUAAAGUUGACAGUCGAGCACGUUCAUAUUUUCGUGGGAUCUGCACACGUCUUUGUCAGUCAUGAUCGUGAUCUUAGUCACCUGCUAAUUAUUUUUACAAUGAUUACAGCAUUUCCUCACCACAGGAUAUUUCUGACCUGCUUUAGAACUUAAGACCUGAUUCUAGCAAUAAACGUGUCCAAGGUGAGC